AUGGGAAUCAAAGUUUGUAAACCUUUCUGCCUCAGCUUCAAGGGAGUACCUACAUCUCUGAAGAUUCUUUGUGAUAAUGUUUCUGGUGCUUUUGUGCUUUCCGAGUCUCUUAACAGAUUAAUCAGCCUUGUAUGGACCAAAGUGGAUGAAACGCUCCUCGACACAAUGAUCUGGUUUUAUGAUCCUCUCCUUCAUUGCGUUACUUAUAGGGACUUUCAGUUGGUUCCCACAUUAGAGGAAUUUUCCUCCAUCCUAGGAUUACCUGUGCUUGAUCAGAUGCCCUACACUGGCGAAGAAGAGAUUCCUAAGUUGAAAGAUGUUGAUGCUGCAUUGCAUUUGCCUCGAUCAGAAAUUAAAAAGGUUUGGGUGAAUAAAGGAGACUACACUGGUUUGCCUAUUGACUUCAUAUAUAGUCAAGCUAAAAUCUUGAUUAAUGCUACAAAUGUGACUGUCACUAAGAUCUUCAUCGACAAUAAUCUCGUUCCUACCUUAUUGGGUGACUUGUUGCAUUCCAUCCAUCAUCGAUCAUCUAAAGGAAAAGGCUGCGUUCUUGGAUGUGCACCUCUUCUUCAUAAGUGGUUUAUUUCUCACUUACCCCGGUCUGUAAUAAAGAAUGAAGAAGGUGGGACUUGGGUUCAAAGAAUCAUGAGGCUUUCGUACGAUGAUAUCGUUUGGAACCAAAAAGAGUUUGAAGGAACCCAUUGGUUUGAUAGUUGUGGAGCUUUCCUAAAUGUACUUCUUCUUGGUACCCGAGGAGGAAUAACUUAUAAUCCCAUAUUAGCUCGACAUCAGUUUGGUUUCGCUUUGAAAGACAAGCCUCGCUCCAUAUACCUUAGCGCGGAAAAUUUUGAUUAUGAUUCAGAUACAACCAGAAAGAAGAAGUUGUUUAUUAGAGCUUGGUCCAAGGUAAAGAAAGUAUGCACGAGAGAAUUGGGACUAAGGAACUACAUCCCUUCAGAUAUUUAUUUUAGGUGGAUUUAUGAUCGAGUUGUUGAGUAUGGUAUGCCAUAUCCAUCUGAUAUCCCUGUUGUGCCAAGGGUUACCCCUCCGGUCAUUCCUGUGGUUUUGGAGCCUUAUGUUCCCGCUCCAAAUGAAGACCUUGGUGCUACCGUUGCUUCUUUAAGAAGAGAAAAGGUUGAUCUUGAAAAGCGCUUACGUGAGGUUGAGGCUGAAAAAAUAGUGUUAGUGGCUGAUGCUAAAGAGCGAUAUGGUAUGCUUGACUAUUUCUCCCGUAAAUGGAAGAUUGAGGAUUUUGUCUCUCCAGAUCAGAUACAAUCAUGGGAACAAGAGAUUGAUAGACUCGUCCAAGAAAGAAACGAGAUGAUUAAAGCUCACAAAGAGGAGAUUAGAAGCUUAAAGAGAAAGCGCCGACUCGAAGACUGA
Molecule: messenger RNA, 1383 nt
Organism: Vicia villosa (hairy vetch)
Lineage: Eukaryota; Viridiplantae; Streptophyta; Magnoliopsida; Fabales; Fabaceae
Exons: 2
Coding region: 1-1383 (460 amino acids)
Source: RefSeq, a predicted model, not a curated record